Phytophthora infestans T30-4 is the source of this 928-nucleotide messenger RNA. Its product is annotated as endoplasmic reticulum-Golgi intermediate compartment protein, putative. The record is from RefSeq and is a predicted model, not a curated record. The coding region runs from base 27 to 863 and encodes 278 amino acids. Lineage: Eukaryota; Oomycota; Peronosporomycetes; Peronosporales; Peronosporaceae. Gene Ontology annotation, cellular component: endoplasmic reticulum; COPII-coated ER to Golgi transport vesicle. The transcript has 4 exons.
CUCGAUCACAAGUUGUGAUUCACAACAUGUCUUGGCGGCGCUUCGAUCUCAAUGCCAAGGGCGUGGAGGGCAUCCAGGAGCGCACCAUUGGCGGGGGCGUUGUGACGCUCAUGAGCUGCGUGGCGGUAGCCUUCUUACUGCUGUCCGAGCUUUCUGUCUGGUGGACUGUGAGUGUCACGCAUCGCAUGCACGUGGACACUGACCCACAAGACUUCCCAAUCAACAUCGAAGUGGAUGUUUCCUUUCUCCACGAAGCCUGCAAAGAGGUGGCGAUGGACGUGAGCGACUCUAAGGGCCACAAGGAGAUUAUGCUCCAGAAAGACAUCCAAGAGGAACCUUAUGGAGAGAAUGGCUGCAGACUUUAUGGCACAGUGCAAGUGCAGAAGGUGGCAGGCGACUUGUCGUUCGCUCACGAAGGCUCGCUCACUGUCUUCUCCUUUUUCGAUUUCCUCAACUUUAACUCUUCCCACGUCGUCAACCAUCUGCGCUUCGGUCCGCAAAUCCCAGACAUGGAGACACCUCUGAUCGACGUCAGCAAGAUCCUCACAAAGAACUUGGCAACAUACAAAUACUUCGUGAGUGUCGUGCCAAGUCGUUAUGUGUAUCUGAACGGCAGGUCGGUCACCACGUUCCAAUACUCUGUAACUGAGCACGAGACGAGUUCGAGGGGUCCGAACGGCCAGGUGUCGUUCCCCGGUGUGAUAUUUUCCUACGAGUUUUCUCCCAUUGCUGUCGAGUACAUUGAAUCCAAGCUGUCUGUACUACACUUCCUCACUAGUACCAGUGCCAUCGUGGGAGGCGUCUUCGCUGUCGCACGCAUGAUCGAUGGUGCAAUCUACAGUGUCUCCAAGAAAGUCGAUUAGAUAAACUUACGUCGGCAAUAUACAGCUGCCACAAGUACACUGAAUAGCUGGAUAUGUUGCCACUA